Plodia interpunctella (Indianmeal moth) is the source of this 4426-nucleotide messenger RNA. RefSeq lists its product as uncharacterized. Bases 249 to 2489 code for a protein of 746 amino acids. The record is from RefSeq and is a predicted model, not a curated record. The transcript is spliced from 7 exons. NCBI's taxonomy places the organism in Eukaryota, Metazoa, Arthropoda, Insecta, Lepidoptera, Pyralidae.
GACAACUAACGAAAUAAUUUGUCAAAUGGAUGGAAAUCGUGAAUUAAUUUUUGUUUAUAAUCAGUUGUGAACUGCCAAUUAUUAAUUUUAGUUUUUUAGUUAAAUAUUGAUGUUUCAUAUAUUUAAUCGGACAAUAUUUUAGUGAUAUUUGGCACUGGCAUCUCUUUAUAUCCCUUGGGUAACCUUAAAUAAAUGUGUAGUAAGGCCGACGGUUUUUUAGAGAUUUAAUUUAUAUUUCAAUUGUAAAUAUGGAUCCUCAUAGUGAUUCGUCGUUAAGAAACCCCCUUCGGUUAGAUGGUGAAGUUGAAAAAAGCAGUAACUGCAACGGAUCUGCAAAGCAGAAAAAUAUUAAUGAUAACGACGAAAAUGUGUUUACAUCUGCGUCGCACGCAACAGAUUCCACUUCGAGCACACAAAAAGGACCCUCAUCAAAACACAUUAAUUAUUCUACUAACGAAUCGACUCCACCGUCCAGCAGGUCAAGUGAAAACAGUUCGGAGCGCAACAAAAACGUGAGCGGUAGCAAUCACAGUUCAUAUAGGAACAAUUCAUUCGCUGAUGUUUCAGAAGCUGCAAGUAGUAGCAAAACUGAUUCUAAUUGUUGUGACGGUGAUCUUCAAGGUCCGCAGCGGUACAAAGUGUGUGUAGACAAAGCCAGCAACAUCUGCAAUAUGCCAUCAACAAGUGGUAAUAACAGAGACACAGAAAACGUCAAUUGUAGGGAAAACAGGAAGAGACCUUCUAGUCUUAAAUUAAAUAAAACUAAUUUGGAUGAUGAAAAUAGCUCCAGUGACACAGGCAAUGAUGAUUACUCCUUAGGCUCAGAUGAUGGCUGCAUUUACACAUACAGAGGUGGACAACAUUUAGCUGAUUUACCAAGUUCAUUCUUCAGUUUAGAUAUGGGUCUACCUUUAGACAGGCAUUUACCAACACCACCAAAUUAUCAAGCACCAGCUCCAGCUGCUAGGGACGGAUCACGAGCAUCAAGCCCUGACAUGGACUUUUUAGAAAUGGAUUUUGAUCCAGGACCUUCCUGUGAGGUAGAUACUGGUGAUGAAUCUACUCCUGAUGCUGAUUUGGAAGAAGCUAGUAACAUGCCAGAAGAAAAUGAGCCAGUGAUCAAAAGGACAUCCCCAGAAUAUUUACCUGGACCUAGUUUUAAACCUCCAGUUCCUGUGCCUAUCGCUUCUGGGUCCCGUGAACCUGAAGUUUGUUAUAGUGUGCCAUCAACAAGUCGUGGAUUAGUUUCAGGCCAGGGAGAUGUAAAGGAAGAGCCUAAAAGUAGGCCAGCAGUUUAUGGACCUUUUAUAUCACAUGUGAAUGCUCAAGGGGAGAAGCUUGUGGUACGCAGGACGAUGUCACACUGGCCAACUAACACUCCUGUGAAUUUGCAUGUCUCCAGUGGAGAUCUAGUAUCACCAAGGGAAAUAUUGAAUUAUGAUGAUGAACAUACAGAGGGAUCUUUCACUUAUCAAAUAAAUCAAGGGGAGCGACCAGCGUUUGACACUGUUACUAUGUCAUCCACUGUGUAUCACCUAAAUAUGGCCAAGAAACUGAUAGGAGAAAAGGAGAAAUUGGAAGCUGAAGAUAAGGAACAUGAUACAAAAAUGGUUUUUGAACCUCACCCUGAAGCACCUGGUUCAAGUACAACAGAGACGAGAUGUGUGGAACCUCCACGAUGUAUGAUAUGGUCAGAGCGUGAAGCUUGUGAACGCCAGGUGACACAAAUUGGCACCUCGGCCUGUGGUGCAACUGCUGUAGUUAAUGUAUUUAUUGCGCUGGGAGUGCCAAUUAAUUUAGAACAAAUCAAUGCUGCUGUCGGCACAAGGCAAAGAGCGAAUAAUGCCCCUGUACCAAGAUAUCUACUAUCGCGUGCUGUGGCGGGCUGUACAGCCGCGGACCUUGUGAAUGGCAUUCAGAAGGCGUCGGACGGUUUAGUCACGGCCAGGUUCUUCCCCACCCAUCCUGAACGGGCGGUCUCGCUGAGCCAUUGGCUGGCUGAUUGGAUUGCACUAGGAGCGGUGCCAAUUUUGACCUUAAAUCUCCAAGUGGCCUGCGAGGGAGAGAUCCCAGACGCUUGGCACCAUCAAAUGGUGUUCGGCGUGUCUCCGCGAGGGGUGUUCCUGUGCAACCCCGUGGAGUGUGUGAGGGAAUCCACGCUCUGGCCCAGGCUGACCUCUUCCUCCGUGUUGUUAGUGAGGACGAGGGACGUGAUAGCAAGGUUCACCCCCGAAACUGAUUUGACCCCGCUCAUGUUCGUACCUGACCGACGCUUCCAUACUUUUAAUGUUCUUGGCCAAGUGGCAAAUGUGAUCAGAGAAUGGAGGGCUUCUGGAUGGUCUGAGCAAGGUACUCGGACCCACCACAUCAGAAUACCAGCAGCUUACCAAGCGGGCGUCACAGUUGCAGCAUUAACUGGUACUGAAGCACAUAGAAGGCUUAUGCACAUACCACAAUUGCCUAUAGUCAACCCACAGGAUCCUGCAUGAACUAAGUAGGACUACACUUGGUAAGUGAUUCCCACAUGAUAGCAUUAAGCGGUAUUUAGCAUACAUCACAAUGUAUAUUCUAUGAAAAUACAUGAUGUAUGUACUUGCAGCAAGUUAUAAGUAGAAGGCAGUCAUGCCUCGGUGUUUCAAAUUGUGAUUAUUUAAACUUGUGUUAAUUAUAAAUGUUUUCAGUUCACCAGAAAAAUAAAUAUGUUUUUUUCUUUUAUUAAUUAACGGACUUUGUAAUGUAAUUAAAUUUAUUCCUGCAACUGUAGUAUGACUCAAUGUAUCAAUCUGUGAUCUUUUCCUACUUGUUCUUUUUUCUAAAAUUAUCCAAUUUUAUUCACUAAAAGACAUUACUAUUAACUGUUAAUUAUAGUGAACAUUAGUGUUUAAAUAUAACUAAACAUGUAAUUAACUAAUAUAUUACUAACGUUAUUUCUGAGUCUGUACAAACCAUGCACUCAAACUAUAUUAUAAUUAGAUGGGAAAGUGAACCAAAUAUCAUAUUACACUUUAGAGUUCACUGUUAUAUUAAAUUAUUGUUGCAUUGAUAGCUUAGUAAACAUACUAAUUAUCCUUUUUAACAUUUAUAUUCACUGAAAAAUUAAAUGUUUUGCUAUUUAAUAUUGAAUAUUAUAGUAUAGGAAACUGAAAAUAAUUAAAUUGAAGUACACUUGCAUAAACCUCCGAAAUAUUUGUGUACAAAUACAUUUUUUGUAUUUAUAAAUUCAUUAUGCUGCACUAAAUUAACAAUGCUGUGAGCAUCUGUCCUGUUUUGUUACUUACCACUAAUUUUAUAAUACCUUCGUAUUGUUCUUUUAUAAUUUAUUUUAAGUCUUAGUAAUGUCGCUCAAAUAAUUGUUAAUUUCAUAUGUACUAUCCGGUCUGAAAAUAAAAAUAUAUAAUUUGAUAUAAUUUUGAACGCUGCCAAUUAACUGUCGUAAUGUAUUCAUUAUUUUGAGACAUGAUUGUACUAAAUAGUUUAUCUUAUAGUGUUCUGCGUUUUUGUCAAUGGAAGUUAUGUGGCAUUGGCUAAAUUUUAUUAGCCACUUAUAAUAGUUGUAAAUAAAUGUAUGUAAGAAAUACGUUACUAUAUUAGUCAAUUGGUGCUUACUAGUCAAAAUUAUAUUAGCACUUAUUCUGUAAUCUUUCCAUACACAUAAUUACUUAUCGAUGUAAAUUGCACUUGAUGCUAUAAUGACACAGGGCCGUCUUCAGGGAUGUAAGUUAGGGACUUCUUAAUUUUAAUUCGAAGUCUUUAUUCUAGAUUUGGUAUUCCGGAGUACGGAAAAUGAUACUCUAAUCAAUUACGAACUCUUAGUCAACCAGUGAGAUGAUAAUUUAUUGAAGUUGUUUACCUCUGAUUUUAAAUAAUUUCUUGAAGUUGUAUACCUCUCUUCAUAUACGUCGUAGGACUUCUAUGCUGCUAUCCACUAUGUUAGAUCUUUAAUAACCGCUAAAAACCAAUAUACUUACAUUAUUUAUUUGUCUUACAAUAUGCUACAAUCAUAAAAACUGGAACAAGUUUUGUACUACCCAAGUCUUUAUAAAUAAAACAUUUUAGCUAAAAAAAUAUAAUUCAAUUUACUCUUAUGGUAGGUAUAUUGUGUACUAUUAAUACAAAUCAAUAUAAAGAAUGAGAUGGUUAUGAGCAUGAACUCGACAUAGAAGAUUGAAAUUACAAUAUUUAAAUAAACAUACCUCUACUAUCUGAUCGGAAUGUGUGUGUUAGUGUUUUUAAGCAAUCAUCUCACUUGGUACAAACUUGCAUGUGUACCUUCCUCUCCUAUACCAUAGCAUGUUGUGGAUUCAGUCAUAGGGUAUUUAUGAUUAAGUACUGUCAUUAAAGGGUCAGUGUUACUGCCCUUAUGUAACUCGGUAUAGAAGCAAUGUAUGUAUAACAUUAUAUUUUUGGAAUAUAAUAUGAUAGCAUA